Molecule: messenger RNA, 663 nt
Organism: Mangifera indica (mango)
Lineage: Eukaryota; Viridiplantae; Streptophyta; Magnoliopsida; Sapindales; Anacardiaceae
Product: transmembrane protein 258
Exons: 4
Coding region: 233-463 (76 amino acids)
Biological process (GO): protein N-linked glycosylation
Cellular component (GO): membrane-bounded organelle
Source: RefSeq, a predicted model, not a curated record
UUUUUUUAUUUCAUAAAGGAAAAUAAUUCAGGAUUUAUAUCGACGGCCAGCAGUGAGAGAACACGAACAUAUAGUGUGCCUCGGAGCACUGGAAAACACAAGUGCUCAAAUUGACUCCUGCAUAUACACCAAAACCUCUCGGCAGUCAGCUCUCAGACUCAGAACGCAGGCGCGUGAAUUCUCUCCACAUCAUUCGAGAAGAGGGAGAUCCGAUUGUUAUCCAGCGUCUGCCAUGGCUCCAAAACCCAUUACAAGUCCAGUUCCGGAUGCGUGGUACCCAACCCUAUCUGUGUUCAUGCUGUCGAUUGGUCUCCUCGUUACUGCUUCAUUCUUCAUUUAUGAAGCAACGUCCUCUAGGCAAAAUCGCAGUCUUGCUAAAGAGCUUAUAACAGGAGCGGUGGCAUCUGUCUUCCUAGGUUUUGGGUCCUUAUUCUUGCUGCUUGCUUCUGGCGUUUAUGUUUAAUUCAAAAAUGUUGAAUCUGUUAUAAUUUUGCUUAAGCAGAAUCAGAUAUAUAUGAAGAAUGAUAUGGUUGACAAUGUUAGUUAAAUACAUUUUUGGGUUAAGGUAAUUUGCAUCAAUAACAGUGAGGACUUGUUUUAAGCCUAACUUUGUGUAUUUGAUUACGCAAUGGAAUCUGUUGAAGUGGACUCGUUGUUCUCAAA